CUUCUUGGUUUAUUUGCUGCUUCAUGUUUAUCGACAUUUGCAUCAACAACUUAACCUAUUACUUCUCACAAGAACAGCUUCGUCAAAGUUCAUUUUACGUUUUAUUCGGACUGUGUUUCCAUCUUUCCGGAUUAUAACUGUUUUCUUGUAUCCCUAAAAUUAUUGUGUAGCUUAGUAAGUCACUGUCACCAAAAACGUAUUAGUUGUUCAUCAGUGACAUUGAAGUUAAAGCUGUCUGCAUUUUCUGACUAACGAAACAUGGCAAAUCCAAGCUCAAUCAACCCAGUGCUUGUAUCCGACAACGUUCCUUGGGAGCCAUUCGGAAAGACACCUAGAAUUGAAGCACAACCAACUGAACCAUCAUCCCCCACAGGCUCUAGCAGACCCAAGAAACUUACUAUGAUGCUAGAUAUGGCUUGGUUAGAACAAGAAAUCAAAGAUCUAGAGGACGUCAAUGUGAAGAGUAGUCAAGGUUCAUCAGCAGGGGACAUGUUUCCUUGCUCAAACUGUGUUGUUGCAUUCACAAGCCAAGCAUAUUUGGAUAAACAUAAAAAAUACUGUCGUGGUGGAAAACCAGAGCCACAAUGUACCACCAUGAUUGUGACAACAGCAGAUUCAGCAACUGUUACAGUGUUGACUAAUGUUAAUCCAAUAAUAUCUCAAAACAUCCCAGCUGAGUCUGAUAGGAGGCAACCAGGAGAUGGCACUCAACAAGGUUAUCCAUGUCCAUGGUGCCCAACUGUUAGCACUUCACCAGCAUAUUUAGAGAAGCACAAAAAGCGAUGUCAGAGAAAACAGCACUCUCUUCAACAGUCCCACCAUCAUGCCCCUGUUCCUGCUAUGCAGCAGACACUACACCCGCAGUCAGUUCAAGUUUACAGUGGACCCAUCCAGCAAGCCAAGAUAGAGGCCGAGGGGCAACCAACUCAUCAUGUACUACUGCAGCCUCAACUUCAACACCUUGGAGAGCAUCACUUGUCUCAGUUUCACUUUAUGGACACACUGUCACAGUCAGUUCAGGCUCAAGUGCAGGCUCAAGUGCAGGCUCAAGUGCAAGCUCAGGCGCAAGCUCAUGUACAAGCACAAGCUCAAGCUCAAGCCCAGGCCCAGGCCCAAGCCCAAGCCCAAGCCCAAGCUCAAGCCCAAGCCCAAGCCCAGGCCCAGGCCCAAGCCCAAGCCCAAGCCCAAGCCCAAGCACAGGCCCAAGCACAGGCCCAAGCUCAGGCCCAAGCUCAGGCUCAGGCUCAAGUUCAAGCCCAAGUACAAGUACAAGUCCAGCAUCAGGCGUCAAUACCUCAGCAACACACCACCCUCAAAGAAGAACAUUCAACAACAACUCUUCUGCCUUUGCACAUGCCACUAACUACUCAAGAGCAUGGUCAAACUUUAGUUGUGACAAGUGCAGCAUCAAAUAUCUCUCAAACAUUAGAGCAAGCUUUAAUAGUUUCAGCAUCCAGUGCUCCAUCAAAUUUAUCUCAAGCCAUUGUGCAGACUGCUUCUGUCACUGGAGCAAGCACUCCUACUAGCAGCUCUCAAUCAAUGACAAUUAUGGUUCCAUUGUCUUUAGGGCUUCCCACCAUGCAACUUCCCCUUCCUGUGUCUAUGCCAUCCCUCGUACCUCUGACAUUACAUCAAGAUAAUGUUAAUGGUCUUGAAAAUUCAAUGACCGAUUCUGUACCUCCUGGUGCAAACAGCAUAUCAUAUCUAGAGAACGGUAUGGCAUCAAACAUUGUCAAGUCCACAACUUACCAGCAUGGAGAGUUACCCCCACGUCCAAGUGACCAACCUUCUUCUAAAGUUAUGACUUGUAAGGAAUGCGGGGAGCAAUUUCCAAACAAUGUACAGCUCCGCAAACAUGCCUUCACUCACAACAAGGAUAAACCAUUUGUGUGUACAACAUGUUGGAAGAUAUUCAAAGAUGGUGAUGAUCUGGAAAGGCAUCGUGCUCUACAUAGGCCUCAUCCAUGUACUCAGUGUGGAGAGAGAUUUGGACGAUUAGGUCAUCUUAAAAGACAUGCUAUGACUCAUACUGGACAUAAGCCAUAUCCAUGUCCAUCAUGCAAUAGAGAAUUCAUGGAUAAUGUGGACUUGAAGAGGCACCUAAUGACUCAUUCAGGAGAAAAGCCCUAUAGAUGUCAAACUUGUGGGGAUUCAUUUGCCCGCAGCAGCAAUUUGAGAAGGCACAGUAUUAUUCAUACGGGUGAUAAACCACACAAGUGCACAGAAUGUGGUGACGGUUUUGUAGAUUCGUUUGAUCUUAAACGUCAUCUCAUGACCCAUACGGGAGAGAGACCUUAUCAUUGUGACUACUGUGGAGAGAGCUUUACCAGGAGCAGCAACCUUCAACGUCAUCAGCGUAAGCAUACAGGGGUUCGCCCAUUCGUGUGUGACAUAUGUGAGAAAACAUUUGUUGAUAAAAUAGACUUAAAGCGACAUGCUAGAGUCCACUCAGGAGAGAAACCAUUUGCCUGCAUUAAAUGUGGGGAUCAUUUUGCCCGUAAACAUAACUUAAGAAUACAUCUGAAAACUCAUUCUGAAAUUUAUGAAUGCCAAUUUUGCAAUGAACAAUUUGCAUUACAGUCUCAAUUGGAGGAACAUGAACAGUCUCAUAAGGUUGAACCUAAAUACUUGACAUGUCUGCACUGCCAGCAGGAUAUUUUAGAAAGUGACAUGCAUAAUCAUUUAUUAAGCCAUUCUGAUGUAAGUCAUGAACUGUUCUCAUGUACUUUGUGUGAUCAAAAAUUUCUUGAGGAAGAUGACUUGAAAGUGCAUAGCAGAUCCCAUUUAGUUCAAAAGCCCCACACAUGUGGUCAUUGUGGAGAGCGGUUUGCACGCAGGAGUCACCUCUCUCGACAUGCACUAACUCACUUGGAUAGAAAGCCUUUCCCUUGCAGUGAAUGUGAUAAAUCAUUUUUAGACAAUGUUGAUCUAAAGAGACACAUGAUGACUCAUACAGGUGAAAGACCUUUUAUUUGCACUGAGUGUGGUGAGACAUUUUCUCGUUUGAGUAAUCUAAAGCAGCAUAGUCGGAUACAUACUGGCGAGAGACCAUACCAGUGUAAUACUUGCAGUAAACAGUUUAGUGACAGUGGUGUUUUAAGACGCCAUGCACUGACUCACUCUGGUGUCCGUCCUUAUGUUUGUUCAGAGUGUGGGGAAAGGUUCAGUCAGAAGAGCCAUCUUAUUUCCCAUAACCGGACUCAUUCUGGUGAGAAGCCUUAUGGGUGUACUCAGUGUGAAGAAAAAUUUACUGAAAGAAGCAACUUGCGAAGGCACUCAAGAAUGCAUGCACCUAUGAAGCCUCAUAAAUGUGAAACUUGUGGUGAGACAUUUCAACUUCUAAGUCAUGCCAAAACACACUGUCUGCCAUCAUCUGAUGGUAGACUAUUUUCCUGUCCUGAUUGUGGAGAACAUUUUGGUCGAAUGAAUAAUUUAAAAAGGCACCUUUUGAGACACACGGGUGAGAAGCCAUUUGCAUGUCCUGAUUGUUCCGAAAGUUUUGCUGAUAAGAGCAGUCUAAAGCGUCACUCCUACACUCAUACUGGUGAAAAACCUUUCAUUUGCUCAGAAUGUGGAGAGCGUUUUACUCAAAGUGCCCAUCUCAAAUCUCACACUCGCAUUCAUACUGGGGAAAAACCCUAUCAAUGUCCAUUUUGUAGAGAGCGUUUCACACAUCGGAAUACUUACAAAAAGCAUAGAAAACUCCAUGAGACUGAAGCUUCAUCUUCCACAUCUAGGACAUAGAUGAUGGUAAUCCAAUUGUACAAAUGUCUUUGACUUACUAGCCAUGUGAUACCUCGUUCUUGCAAGAACUAAUAAUAAGCAAUAAGUUCUUCUAAACCCAUUUUCAGAAUAUUUUUAUCAACGAAAACUAUUGUAUUCUCUUAGAAAUUUUUUUUUGUUUUGCUUUGUUUCCAUUUGUUUGUUAGUGUACAGAGAUGCUUUAGACUGUAUGUAAUGUUAUCUCUUUCAAAUUUAUCACAGCCUCAUAUUAUCAUUAUUGUGUUAAUUUCAGUUAUGUAUCAAGCAAGUUAUAUUUAUUAUUAAACAGUUGUUUCUUUCUUCUCAAAUAAACCCAUUAAUGGCAAUAUGAACAAAUAAAAAUAUAGCAUUUUUUACAA
Frankliniella occidentalis (western flower thrips) is the source of this 4121-nucleotide messenger RNA. RefSeq names its product zinc finger protein 585A-like. The transcript is spliced from 6 exons. The record is from RefSeq and is a predicted model, not a curated record. Gene Ontology annotation, biological process: regulation of immune system process; negative regulation of transcription by RNA polymerase II; regulation of cytokine production. The coding region runs from base 259 to 3744 and encodes 1161 amino acids. NCBI's taxonomy places the organism in Eukaryota, Metazoa, Arthropoda, Insecta, Thysanoptera, Thripidae.